AUGUCCAAAAGAUCGGCAGAUGCUGCGGACGAGCAGUCGGCUGCGCUCAAGGCCGGCGAGCGCCCAAUGGUGGAUGCGCCGGCUGACGAAGUGGGGGAGUUUGAGGACGAAUUUGAAGAUGAGUUUGAGAGCGAGGAUGAGAUCCUCGAGGCUGGCGUCGACGGUCGCCCGGAUGCUGAGCGGGAGGAGGAAGAGCGAGAGGCGAUGGAUGUCGACAAACAGACCUUUAUUCCUGGACGGACAAAAUUGGCGCCAGGAGAGACUCUUUCGCCCGAUCCGUCCACCUAUGAUAUGUUGCACACUCUCAGCACGCCCUGGCCUUGCCUGUCCUUCGACAUUGUGCGCGACUCGCUCGGUGACAACCGGAAGACUUUCCCUGCUACCGUCUACGCCGUGGCAGGCACCCAAGCCGAGGGCUCCCGCGCCAAGGACAACGAAUUGAUGGUGCUCAAGAUGAGCAGCUUGAGUAAGAUGGAGCGAGACGGAGAGGACUCCGACGAAGAGUCCGACUCGGACGACGACAUGGGCGAGCCCAUCCUUGAGCACAAGUCGAUCCCACUAGGCUCAACGACCAACCGCAUUCGCUGCCACCAGACCCCCUCGCAGUCAGCAGAUUACUCAAAACCCCCUCAAACCCUGACUGCAACCAUGCUGGAGAAUUCUCAAGUUCUGAUCCACGACGUCACCGCGCAUCUCGCCAGCUUUGAUGUCCCGGGAACGGUCCUCCCGCCCUCGGCGUCCAAGCCUCUGUCCACGCUGCGCAUGCACAAGGCCGAGGGCUAUGCUUUGGACUGGUCGCCAUUACAGCCUCUGGGGAAGCUCUUGACUGGUGACAACGACGGUCUGAUCUAUGCGACUACUCGAACCGAAGGCGGAGGCUGGGUGACCGACACCCGACCUUUUACCGGUCAUCAAUCAUCUGUCGAGGAGCUGCAAUGGUCCCCCAACGAGAAGAACGUGUUUGCGUCCGCGAGCAGUGACGGUAGUGUCAAGGUUUGGGAUGUACGGUCCAAGUCUCGCAAGCCGGCUGUGGAUGUGCACAUUUCCAACACUGAUGUCAACGUCAUGAGCUGGUCGAAUCAGACCUUCCACCUGUUGGCAACCGGCGCAGAUGAUGGACAAUGGGCGGUCUGGGACUUGCGCCACUGGAAACCUAACAAUGCUGGGCGGAUUCGCGCCUCUCCAGUUGCCUCCUUUGACUUCCACAAGGAGCCCGUCACCAGCAUUGAGUGGCACCCCACGGAUGACAGUGUUGUGGCUGUUGGCUCUGCUGACAACACCGUCACUUUGUGGGAUCUGGCAGUCGAGCUGGAUGACGAGGAAAGCCGACAGGCAGGCAUGGCCGAUAUUCCUCCUCAAUUGCUCUUUGUUCACUACAUGGAGUCGGUCAAGGAGGUACACUGGCAAGAGCAGAUGCCGGGUACGCUAAUGGCGACCGGUGGUAACGGCUUCAGUGUCUUCAAGACUAUCAGUGUCUAG
This is a messenger RNA of Penicillium oxalicum, 1479 nucleotides long. Its product is annotated as ribosome biosynthesis protein RRB1. The transcript has 3 exons. Gene Ontology annotation, molecular function: protein binding. NCBI's taxonomy places the organism in Eukaryota, Fungi, Ascomycota, Eurotiomycetes, Eurotiales, Aspergillaceae. The record is from RefSeq and is a predicted model, not a curated record. The coding region runs from base 1 to 1479 and encodes 492 amino acids.